Messenger RNA from Hippopotamus amphibius kiboko, 5050 nucleotides. RefSeq names its product Rho guanine nucleotide exchange factor 37 (gene ARHGEF37). Lineage: Eukaryota; Metazoa; Chordata; Mammalia; Artiodactyla; Hippopotamidae. The transcript has 13 exons. Gene Ontology annotation, molecular function: guanyl-nucleotide exchange factor activity; protein binding. The record is from RefSeq and is a predicted model, not a curated record. Gene Ontology annotation, cellular component: cytoplasm. Bases 260 to 2302 code for a protein of 680 amino acids.
GGCCCACUCCAGGGAGCACCCGGUGGAAAACAACCUGCCUCCAGAAGGACAAUUAUUAAAGGCUGGAGAGGGGGCCGCCCCCUCUCGGCGCACGAACGUACGCAGGGUGGGUAGAGCCGCGCCUGCCAGCACCCUCCGUGGAGACGGCGCGCGCAGGCUCCUGUGCUGCGGGCGCGGCUCCUGGAGCCCGGCGCCGCUCCAGCACUGGCUACGCAGUGCCCCGGGCGGCCGAGCUUCCCCCACGGAGCUGGCACCUUGCAUGCGCGAACCUGCUGACAUGACUGAUCAUGGGGAUGAUGAGCUGUCCUCUAGGACAGGGAGUCCAGACAGGGAAGGUCGGCUCUCUGAGGACAGAUCCUUGCUCCACCAGAAUCUGGCCGUCAGGGAACUCAUUGACACCGAGGUCUCCUACCUGCACGUGCUCCAGCUCUGUGCCUCGGACAUAAGGAGCCGCCUGCAGCAGCUGCCACAGGGAGAUCUGGAUGUCCUGUUCUCAAACAUCGAUGAUAUCCUCAAGGUGAACAGCAAAUUGCUCCAUGAUCUGCAGGAGACAGCCUCCAGGCAAGAGGAACAAGUGCAGCUGAUUGGUAACUUAUUCCUGGAAUUCCAAGAGGAAUUGGAGCAAGUCUAUAAGGUGUAUUGUACCAGCUACGAACAGGCCUUGCUGCUGGUGGAGACCUACCGGAAGGAGCCAGAGCUGCAGCAGGAGAUCCAGGACGUCAUUGAGGCAGUGCUGCCUCAAGCUGGACCCUCAGGCCUCAGUUUCUUGCUGGUAAUUCCUCUGCAGAGGAUUACCAGAUACCCAUUGCUGCUGCAGAAAAUUCUGGAGAACACACUCCCUGAUGCAAGUGCCUACCCGGUCCUUCAGAGGGCUACCUCUGCCCUCCAGGAUGUGGUCACCAACAUCAAUGAGUACAAGAGGCGCAAAGAAGUUGCCUCCAAGUACACCAAGGUGGAGCCGCUGAGCCUCCGGGAGCGACUGGCCCGCAUCAAUACGCACACACUUUCCAAGAAGACCACCCGGCUGAGCCAGCUGCUGAAGCAGGAGGCGGGGCUCGUACCCAAGACAGAAGACAAGGAAUUUGAUGAUUUAGAAGAGAGAUUCCACUGGGUGUCGCUGUGUGUGACUGAGUUGAAAAAUAAUGUGGCUGCUUACCUGGAUAAUUUGGAGGCUUUCCUCCGCUUCCGGCCCCAGGAAUAUGACCUGGACAUCCCCGGGGGGCCUGUGGUGCAGUACUGUUACCUGGCAAGAGACCUGCAGCUCCAGGCCUUCCCUGCGUUUCAGCGGCUGGAAGCCCUGGUGUGGCAGCCAUUGUGCAGCCUGGCCAAAGCCUUGGCCGGCCCUCAGAAUCUGAUCAAGAAGCGUCUGGACAAACUACUGGACUUUGAGAGGGUGGAAGAGAAGCUGCUGGAGGUGGGCAGCAUGACCUACGAGGAGGAGGCGGCCCGGCACACGUACCAGGCACUCAACUCCCUGCUAGUGGCUGAGCUCCCACAGUUUAACCAGCUGGCCAUGCGGUGGCUGGGCCAGAUCCUGUGCACAUUUGUGACCCUCCAGAGGGACCUUGCAGAGCAAGUGCUGCAGAGGACAGAGGGCAGCUUGGCCCAGCUCCCCCACCACCACAUCUCUGGGUCGGCCUUCAGGGAGCUGGUGGAGGAUGCACUGGGCCAGAUGGGUCACCAGCUUCGCUCCUUUCAAGAGAACUUUGAGAAAGUGCUGCCACCUCCCACCACACAGCCACUCCUUCCGGGGGCUGAACGCCAGGUGCAGGCUCUCCUGAAUAGGUAUGGCGCGGGAAAGCUGUACCAGGUGACAAGCAGUAUCAGCGGGGCUGGGACUCUGGACCUGACCCUGCCUCGGGGCCACAUCGUAGCCCUCCUUCAAAACAAGGACACCAAAGGCAACAGCAGCCGAUGGCUGGUGGACACUGGAGGACAUCGAGGGUACGUGCCCGCUGGGAAAUUGGAGCUGUACCGCAUGCUGCCCAGUGAGGAGGAGCUCAGAGGGCAGGCAAGGCCUCCCAGGGACUCCCACCGUCAGACACCAGCGCCCACCUCAGCACCGAUCCCCUCGGUCCCAACCGUGACCCAGGUGGUGGCCGUGUACCCCUUUGUGGCCAGAAGCAGCCAUGAAGUGAGUCUGCAGGCAGGCCAGCGGGUGACUGUCCUGGAGGCCCAGGACAAGAAGGGGAACCCGGAAUGGAGCCUUGUGGAAGUGAACGGGCAGAGGGGCUAUGUGCCUUCCAGCUUCCUGGCCAGGGCUCCAGGUCCAGCUCCAUGGGGCUGGAGUCUGCCAUCCUAGGGUGCCAUCCUUGGAGCCCAAGUUCCAAGAGGCUUAGAGGCUGUGACCCUGGGACAGGAAAGGAAUACAGAGAAGGUGGGGGUAGAUAGGGAGAUCAGGCCAGGGUGGGGUGAAGGGCAGCCAGAAGAGGUAGGUGGGCCUUGCAGCGUGCCAGGCGUGGGUGGACAUGAAAGGCUCCAACCAGAACAGCUCAUUAUGUCUGCAUGCAGAGGGCGUUCCAACCAGAGUCACAACACCCUGGAUGGCGGGUCACAGCUGGUCAGCCAGAACUCGCUUAUGGCCAAUCUUACCUGUGCCCCCGUCCAGUGCCGCCCACAGGCGUGGGUCACCCAGGUGAGCGUUACCUGUGUGCUGUGUGGUUGGGUGCUGGAGAGUCCAGAACCGCCUGGCCUGACAGUUCACUUCCUUCCUGUGGUAUAAAGAGACACCACCGCCGACCAGUCAGCUUUUAUUUCUCCACCCCGGGAGCUGAGUUAUCUUGGGCGAUGAACCCCUGGGAGCCCUCUCUCGCGGGGGAGCGAGGGCUUGUCGGGGCAGUGGAGACGUCCCGGGAGACUUUUGGCUGGGCCGGGGAGUGGGUGUGAGCAAAUCACGAUUCUGGAAUGUGUUUAGGCAAAUGCAGAGGCUGCUCAGGGAAGAGAGGAUUUUUGAGGGUGUGUUGGGUGGGGUGUGUGAGCCUGUUGGCAGCACUUGUAUGCUGCUGCUGUGUUCUCUGGACUAGGAGACUCACAGAGGGGCUUGCAAAUCAGAGAGGAAACUCUGUGAAGCAGGUAACUAAAGGCCUGGUGGGUGGGUAAUGACUUGGUUUCCUGUUUCUGGAAGAAAGGGAGCCAGGGGAACCCCUGGUGGUUUCAGGAGGCUGCUGAGGGCCUGGAGGCAGUAGUGGAGGUGAGGUCAGUUGGCUGUGGCACCUCAGACAUAGGACACAACCUCAGUUUUCCCAUCUAUAAAGACCUAACUCAUAGGCUUGUGGUGAGAAUGACAUGAUGCUGAGGAUGUGGAAGCUUCUUGCAAAUCAUGAAGUGUGAUAUAAAUGUAAAUUGCAGGAUGUGCAGGACAUGGUCUCAGAAUGGCCACAGCCGUCAGCUGGCCACUCCCCACGCCCACGGCCGUGACCAACGUCAUUAAUCAAUGUGGCAUCCUUUCCCAUAAACCCAGGAUCCCUCCCAGUGCUGCAUUCUAGGUAACCAAACUCUUGAACUUGGUGGAAUCAAACUUACUGUCAUCCCUUUCUAGAACUUAGAAAUUGAAGCCCCUCAAGACAGUUCCUAUUUGAGGAAUACAGACCAUUGGGGUGUAGCCGCUGUUGGAUCAUCUCUAGGUUGUCGCUUUGAACUCAGAUAAAUUGCAAGAUUAGCAGGAGAGGGAAAGGUGAUCCAGUGUAACUUUUAAAACAAAUUACAAAUCUUGGAACCAACCCACAUUAGAGUGUGUGUAAAAAUAUGUGGCAGUUUAAACUUAAUUCCAAGAACAUCUCUGUAUUGUAACUGUGGUGCCUAAAACUGUUAGCUCUGGUUUUUGGAGAGCCUUUAAGACGUGUAUACAGGUCUGUGUCAGUCUGUAACUUACCUCCUCUGGGCUUGUGAAAGCAUGAAGGCUGCAUCCAUAAUGCAAGAGAAACCCAGUCCCCACCAUCCCUCUCCCAGCACCAAAUUCACUCUCCAAGAUGCUCAGGACUCAUUUUCCUUUCUCUUCCCUGCUCAGAUUUCUGAUACAAACUGGAAGCACAGGGGAGCAGAUAAUAAAAUAGGAUCCAGUUGUGUUUCCACAAUACUUAUGAGAGCCUGCUGUGUACGAGAACCCUGGCUCAGGGCUUUUCAACGUGACUGCCCACUGCUUGCACUGGGGCAGGUUUCAACUAUGACUGAAGCCAGGAUCCCACUCAGAGAUGCUGAUGUAAUUGGUCUGGGGUGUGGCCCAGCUUCAGGAAUUCAGAGAGCUCCUCAAGUAUUUCUAGUGUGUGGCCAGGGUUGGGGAUCUCUGUCCUAGAUACACAGUGGUGGAUGAGAUAGACCCAGGGUCAGAAGUGGUCACAAGCUGUGAGCUAGGACCUGCCCCGUCUGAACUUUAUACCUGCUCAGAUGUUUCAAACAGGCAGCUUAAGAGGAGGUUUGAAGUAGUACAGCCUGUUCUGUCAGGUCCAAGAAUGUAUAUUUAUUAAGUGCCAUUAAAAGGGACCUGAACAAAACCGGAUGUUCUUGUACGCAUAAGGGAGAAAACCGAAAUACACUUGGAACCAAAUCUAUCUCAUGAGUGGAAAAUAAAAAUGUAUUCAGUAGCACAUGGGUUAUGGUUUCUCAUAGACCAGGGGAUGAGAUUAAAAGUCACUGAAGAGGGAGGCAAUGCAUAAUUGAGAAGACGGAGAAUGGCCUGAAUCGUCUCCAGGGGACUCUGUGUAAUGUGCCUCCGCUCCCCCACCCUCACCCCCCACCACCAAAUGCCUAGAACUAUUGCACUGUGUCUUAUUUAUUUCAAUGCUGGACUGUCACAUAUUAGACUUACAAAGGUAUUUGCCUGUGAAUUGAACAAGACUUCUAAGAGCUGAAGAUUGAUUCACAAGGGUGUCUCUUGCUCCCUGCAAUGGAGUGAGAUCUCUUUAACCUUUUGGGCUCCAAUCUCGUUUUAGACAUGAGGACAAGAUUACAAUAUCAAAGGAAAGACGAAUGAAUUCUUGGUUAAUGUGGUGCUCUCUGUCUAACUUGGUGAAUAACUGAUGUCAACUAUUGGGAAUAAAGGACUUAAAGAUGA